This is a messenger RNA of Haemonchus placei, 1488 nucleotides long. Lineage: Eukaryota; Metazoa; Nematoda; Chromadorea; Rhabditida; Trichostrongylidae. The record is from the annotation of a GenBank genome assembly.
AUGGGUUCGAGUAGCGGUUUGAUCGUUGCCGGGAUUGCCGGUGCGACAGCCAUUGGCAUCUCGUUCGCGGCAAUACCGUUCCUCACCCCUGCGCUGCGACGCGUCUGCAUUCCCUACGUACCCGCUACCCCGCCACAACUCAAAAACAUGAAAUUUGGCGAACAAUUGGCGAGCCACUUGACACCGGAAUGGCGAAAGCAAUACAUCGAUUACGAAGCGCUCAAGAAUCUUCUCUACGACAACAUGUUGGAAGUGCCGUCGGAGGAAGACCGUAGAGAGGAGCACAUUGCUCAAAUGGAUGAGAAGUUUUUCAAUGAGUGUGAAAAUGAGCUGACUAAGAUCAACCUGUUUUUCUCGCAAAAGAUAGCAGAGGCCCAGGGCAAGUAUCACGAACUGCAGACUGAUCUGCAAAUGUUCAAGGAGGCGAUUCAGACGCGGACUGAGCCUACCACUCUGAGGAGGAGGUUCGGAGCACGUGACAAACUUCACAAGGAAACAGCGAAAACCAGCCAGCAGUUGAAACUCGCCUUCUCGGAGUUCUACCUCAGUCUGGUCCUGGUCCAGAAUUUCCAGCAACUGAAUGCCACCGGGUUUCGAAAGAUUCUCAAGAAGCAUGACAAGCUGACUGGGAAUGAGCGUGGAUUGGACUGGCGAAUUAACAAGGUUGAAAAGAGUUCGUUCUUCCUCAAUCGUGAGAUCGAAACACUCAUCAACAAUGUCGAGACAUCUGUGAUUAACGAGCUCGAAGGCGGCAAUCGUCAAGCAGGAAUGAAACGUCUCAAGGUCCCUCCGCUCUCUGAGAAACAAAGGCCGAUCACAACAUUUUCUCUUGGUCUUUUCAUGGGGGCCAGCAUAAUUCUGAUCUUAUCGAUCUUUCUCUCCUGGUGGGGUGCUGCAGUUCGUCCUAAUGAACCUCAAUGGGUGGCAGUGCGACUUUUCCGUGGGCCGUUCCUGCUGUUUCUUUCGGUCUUCAUGUGUGGAGUAAACAUGGCUGGUUGGGCUGGUGCUGGUGUAAACCAUGUUCUGAUUUUCGAAGUGGAUCCUCGACACCAUCUUUCGUACCAAACGCUCAUGCAAAUCGCGGCUUUCAUGAUCAUGUUGUGGGCCUGUGCCGUGCUCGCCUAUCUUUACGCCCAUCUUCUACACAUACCUGCAUUUUCUCCUCCUUUAGUACUAAUGAUUAUCUGUGCAGUGGUACUGUUUAACCCAUUUUCCAAACCAGACUACCUUUUUCACAAAAAGUCAAGGUGGUGGCUCAUUCAGCACUGUUUCAAAUGCUUCACCGCUCCCUUACAUUUCGUCACAUUCACGGAUUUCUGGCUCGGUGAUCAGAUGAAUUCGCUGACGACAUCAUUUCUUGACUUCCAGUAUUUUCUAUGUUUCUAUUCCACCGAAGUGGACUACUCACCUGAUAAUUUUAUGGCUGUGCGAACGAUAAACUCGACGACAGGAGCUGUACCAUGGGGUUACGUCGACAUUACCACAGGC